AUGGGGAAUAAUAUUAGUUUUUUUUUCUUUUUUAAAGCAAUUUGUAGGAGAUGUCGUGAACAACUAAAACAAGAAGUGGAAGAACAAACCUCUUAUGCGAUAACUCCAGAACAAAAAGAGGAAUCUUCAACGCCUUCAUUGGCCCAAGCUUUAGAGAUCCACAGCGUCAUUGAGACUGUGCAUUACGACAAGGUUAUACAUGUACAGAAAUUGACUUAUUUUUUAAAUUAAGUGAGGGGAAAGAGAAGGGUGGCGGGCUGGGAAGGGGCUCCGUUAAGUUCCACUGCGUUAACCCCCCUCCUGUUCCCAGGGUUUUUUAUUCAGGGACUUAAUAAUGCAUAAGUAAACAAAUUAAAUGUAUCAAAUAUGAUUUAUUUUUUAUUAUUGAAGGACCAAGUUGCGAAAACCAACGAGAGUGAUGACUCUUUGGUAGACGCUAUCGAGAAACUGACGGUGAUGGACGAUCCAACUAUCAUCAUGUCUGAAAAUGGCAGCUCAAGUACCGGGUCAAAUGAUACCGAGCAACACAGCGAAGCUAAUCGCAGGAGAAAAUUGAAUGAGUUCCUCAGUGCUUGUGGAAAAUCGCAGUCGAUUGGAAAGCCAAAGAAACAAUGGCAAAAUAUGAGCGUGCGAGCGAAAAAAAUCCAUGUCUCGAAAGCUGGAAUUGCAAUUACGUCAGCUCUUGAAGUAAUUACACCUGAUGACGCUGGCAAUCUUUGGCAGGAUGUCCAGGAUUCCCACGUUGUUGACAAAGCUCUUGGAGUACAAUCCCCAUUUGACCAUAAAUACCUUGAAGCGUUGGCAGAAACGUACCAAAAUGCCACAGGAUGUAACACCAGAAAACAAGUACUUGCAAUCAUGGCCGAUUUAGUCUCACUGAAAAAGAUCCAAAAAUACAUUCCAGGACUAACAUCACAUCGCUUUGAAGCGGCCAGAAGGCACAUUCUGCAGCACGGCCGCGGUGCUCCAGUACCGUUAAGCACUGAAGUUAGAGUUAGAAUAGACGACACGCAUUUAGACCACUUUCUGUCUUUCAUAACCAGCCCUCAUGUAGUCCAAGACCUGCCGUUCGGACAACGAUUUGUAAAGCUUUCGGAUGGCCGCAUACUAGAAACGCCAAACGCGAUUCGAUCGAUGAUUCCUUCGAGAAUUUGCGACCAAUAUCGCCAGUACUGCAACGAAACUGGACUGAAAUCCUUCAGUACCUCAACAAUGAGACGAAUCUUAACUGUUUGCCCCGCCACCGUGCGCAAAUCCUUACAGGGACUUGACUAUUUUUCCGCAGACGGCGCGAAAGCAUUUGAUGAUCUAAUAAAUGUUGUCUCAAACCUCGAAAAUUUUGGACGCGACAAGAAAUGGAUUGAUCAAUGCGAGAAGUCAUUAAAGGAUGCAAAGCAAUAUAUAAAAGCCGAUUACAAGGUAUAGAAAAAAUCUUUGUUCUCUAGAUUCUAAUGUUCGCAAUGAUAAAUUACGGGAACAAAAUAAUGGUGGAGAUUUGCCCAUGUUUACUUGAUUCAUUACAGUGAUAAUGAACAUGACACAAUUGCUAUAAAAAUCAUUACGCACUACGAUUUCAUACUGCAUUUAAAUGCCUUCCAAGCGUGCUAUUUGCAUAUUAUUAGGAGUGCUGUUUCGAAAAUGAUUACCUGCCUGCAGAAUGAAAUAUGCGUUUCUUUCUUUUCAUCUUUUCAGGUUCAUGUUAUGGAGUCAAGCAACAUUCCAGACCACUGCAUUUGCCAUGCGUUAAGCGACGAUAAGGAGCCAACUAAAUUUGGCACCGGUAUUGAAUGUGAUCAUAAGCAUGACUACGUUUGCCUAUCCUGUGAAGAGCUCAAAACAGUUUUGGGCGACAUCAAAGAUGCAAUAGCUGAUGCCGAGGACCACCUAACAUCUGUCCAGCAUGAUGAUAUUAGAUUUACAUUCCAAGAAGCCAUUUCAGCAAUUAAUGCCUGGAAAGCUCACCAGCUUCGUUCCAUACAACAGGAUAAAGCGCGAACAGAUAUUCUUCGUGAACUGGGCUCAAAUGAAGUCAUGAUUACACAAGAUUGGGCCAUGAAAUUUCUGCCACAGAAAUACAGGGAAACUCAAUCUGACUGGUUUGGGAAAAGGGGAAUUUCAUGGCAUAUUUCUGUAGUAGUCCGUAAAACGACGAGCGGCCAGUUACUUCAUCAAGUAUAUGUUCAUAUUGUAGCUAACUGUUCACAAGAAAGCAAUGCUGUCAUGGCCAUCAUGGAGCAUACCUUACGAUCAAUGAAGGACGAGAAUCCUGAAAUAACGAAGGCUUACUAUCGGCAGGACAACGCUGGUUGUUACCACAGCGCCGAGACUUUGACUGCUUGUCAUCUAAUGGAGAGUAUAACUGGGAUUAAGGUAAAUAUUACUGAUACGUACUACAACCACUUCACUGUCACUACUACAAUUAAUAGUAAUGAUGAUUGUGAUGAUAAUAAUAGUUAUCAUAUGAAUACUAUUAAAACAAUUAAAACUAAUAAUAAUUAUGCCAAUGAUAAAAGCUGGAUGUAUUUAUUUUGUCGCAGCGGUUGUCAGUGAUACGUUUUUUAUUUCCUUUACUCAUAUAUUUUCAAUUUCUUGAAUCAAAAGGUUGGACGUAUAGACUUCAGCGACCCUCAGGGUGGUAAAGGCCCCUGUGAUCGAAAGGCGGCAACAAUCAAGGCACACAUCCGCCGUUACAUCAAUGAAGGACAUGAUGUUCUGACGGCAAGUGAUCUCCGUGAUGCUAUUUUAUCAAGUGGAGGGGUUCGUGGUGUGCGUGUUGCUCUUGUCGAAGGAAGUUUAAACGCACUGACCGAGGUAGCUAAACUGGAUGGAAUUAGUACUCUCCAUAACUUUGAGCUUGCCAAAGAUGGUCUUACAUGCUGGAAGGCGUACAAUAUUGGCGAAGGGAAAUUCGUGAGCUGGUCUGCGUUUAAAGGUAAGUAUACAACUAUUACGCUGCUUUACUUACGCAUGAUCAACUAAUUAAGUCUUCGGGGCUUUUUCUUUGGCUCUAAGGUGUAGAUGACAUGUACUCAUGUCUCACUACAAAAACAUUAUUGCGAGUAUAUUUAUCUUUCAACAUCAUCUCAUCCGUAGCUUCGCAGACCUUGGGUAUUCCUGUCAUCAAUUCCUCAGUUAGUGAAGGUUCGUUCAUUGCAAUCGUCUCAAAGCCUAAAGCUGUUGUUAAAGCUUCGAAAAAUUCUAAACAAGUUACGAGUGAUGAUGAAAGUGAUGGUGAGAGUGAUGAAGAUGAUACUUCCAAACUGUUCUCCUGCCCUGUUGAAGGAUGUGUGAAAAUGUAUCAGCGCUUUACAUCGCUUGACAACCACCUGCAGUAUGGCAAGUGCAAACUGGAGCAAGAAAAGGAAAGUCUUUUCGACAAAGCCAUUGCACUGUAUCAGGAAAAGCUUCAAAGUCAAGCCCCUCCUCCAUCUCUUGAGUCCUCGCAAGCAGCGAGAACAGAAGACAGUCAUACGUCCCUAGACCGUGGAUGGGCCUUGAAGACCACAAAGAAAGCCGCACGAUUUUCAGAAAAUCAGAAGGCAUUUUUAGACGAAAUGUUUUCAGUUGGACAGGAAACUGCAGGCAAUAAGCAAGAUCCAAACAAGGUUGCACAAGAUAUGCGCCACGCAAGGAAUAUGGAAGGCAGCCGCAGGUUUCAGUUGCAAGAAUUUUUGACGCCUAAACAGAUCCAAUCAUAUUUUUCAAGAAAGGCAGCCAAACUGAAGAAGGGCAAACCGAGUAAGCAACCAUCAGGCCACGACGAUGAAAAAGACGCCGAUGCAGCUGAAGAGGAAACAGCUUACCAGCUUUUAAGGAACGACAUAAUCGAUAAAUGCCAGCUGACCCAUCCUAUUUCGUACAGGUCUAUUAAUCUAUGCGACCUGUACGUAAACCAGAAAAUGAAAAAGCUGGCACUCCCCGUUCUCAAAUCAAUUUGCGAGGAACUGGAUCUUGAUGCUUCAACUCUAAAACCUGGACGGAAGGAUCCAUAUAUCAAGUUGAUUUGCACAGUUUUAAAAUCAUGCAGCUGUGCAAAAGAAGUAUUUGUGUAAAUGCUGUCAUGCACAUAAUUGCCUUUUACUACUAUUGUUGGCAAUCACAUAAAUUCGCAAAAAACGACGAAUUUCUGGAAAUUCCUUGACCUUGUACACUUAGUUAGGAAAGGCGAAAUCAACACAUGUUGGGUUUCAACCAUGCGACUUUAUGUGCUACAAUAUUCAAUAACAAGAGUGCUUUUCGGUGCUGAAGUCCAUACUCAUGCUUUUAUUCAAACUUGAAUUUUUGCCAGAAUGAGUAGUAACGAGGUAUAUUGUGUAGACAACUUUUAUACAUCAAGUUUUUAGCACUUUCAAAGUGGGCGAUUUUUUUUUUUUUCUAUUGACUGAAACAGGCGUCGUUCCUCAACUGACCUCAGUUGUGCACAAUUCUAUCGCCCAUGCACUUCUAGAAUAUUUAGACUGCGAAUAUUCAUCAUUAUUAUUCCAUGCGAUCUAAUUAUAUUUAUACAUUUAUAUUUACAUAACAGUAUAAUACUUAUACACAUUUUUACAUUCUGCACUUGAUAGGCCAAAUAAAAAACAAACCACGAAAAUAAAAUGCAAAUCUUUCAGUGGCGGCGCCAGGCCUCCAAAUUUGGGGGGCAUUUGAGGGGCAAACUCAAAUUUGGGGGGGCAAGAUAGAAUUUUUAAAAAGGUCGCCCCCCCAGGAGAUUCGCCCCCCCUCCCUCAAAACGUGGAAUAUCGCCUCCCAGGGGGGUGGGGCGAAUACCCUAGGAAUAUCGCCCCUCUUUAGGACAUUCGCCCCCCAUAUAUGCGAUGUGGUUUAUUCAAAUAAUUUCGUGAUACUUUCAUCUUAUUAAUGCCUUACACGUUUGAGAAUUUAACUCUGCAAAACUAAAGCUUUUCUGUCUUUUUUUGAAACGUAUUAUUGGAGUAUUGGCAAGUUUUACCAUUCAGAGAUUUACAAACUAAUAUUGAAACUGUAAAAAGUCAACGAAUGGUUUCUGACAGCACUGUCCGAUUUAUUUCGGUAGUUGUGUCACGCAAUCUUCCAGAGGCAAUCAGAACUAUAAACGCACAAGCACUGUUUCAACUCGAAAUCAGCAUUUUGCCAUUUCGCCUUAAACUAAAUAUAUAAAUUAGAUAUUUCUUGAUAACAGCAGUAUCAUGGUAAGAUGUUUAAAGCUUUCUUUAGUCAUUAUUAUUGCUCCGCUGACGGGACAGACUUGAUGUAAUUAGUUAAUAUUAACUGCUUAAAGUAAACAAUAUAGUUUUGAUCGACAUUUGUCUACAUUAGUAUUCCGAACAGAACAGUGCAGAACUGAACAAAGGUUUCGCGCUAACCAGACACUGUUUAUAAGUUGAAACAAGCUAACCAGUAUUGCUAACCAGAUAAAAUAAGUAUCAGACACCAGAUGUAAACGUGGGAAGCCUCACAGAACACCUGUGUAAGUUUAUCUUAUUGAUGUCAUUUAGCGAUAGUAUUGUAAUAUGUAUUUGUUAUAUUUGUUUAAUUUAGAUCGAAUAAGAAUCUAUUAAGAACUAUAAACGAUUCAAUUUCCCCGUUUAUAUCUGAGAACAAGCACGUUGAGCUCAGAACGCCCAAAUUAUCACCUGAAAGGAGUGUUCUGUACAAUUUCCGGAGUUUGAUGCGGAGUGUUGACUAUAAAAGCGUUUCAGUAUGCCCCUGUUCGACCUUCAAACCUGAACAACUAGUGAUUGUGAAAAGUGUGAUUUCGACUUAAAUGCUUUUAGACAGUCAUACAGCAUUAGCUAAAGUAAUAUUUUAACGAAAUAAACGUUUUUGACGAGCUCUUUGGUUAUUAGUAUUGAACGACAUGGCUCGACGUUGUCAUGUUGAUUAUGUAAACAUACGGCUAUUCAGGUCAAAAUAGGGGUAACGAAAAAAUUCGUCAAAAAUUCAAUUCUGAGUUGCCCAAAAAUUUUAUUUGAUCAAUAUCAAGCGAAAACAUAUUUCUUUGACCUGGUUAUAAACUUUUUGUCUGAAUCGAUGUAACAAUGGAGAUAUUCGCUGUCCAAUAUGGUCUAUAAUAAAGAGGUUCGAAAAUAGAAAAAUAUUAAGAAAAUCUGUAAAAUAUUUACUUUUCACAGGAAUGUCUUUAAAUUUCGUCUGCUAAUCAAUAAAUAUCUCUAAUUUAUAAAAACGAAAUCAUAUUUUGUGAAAUAUUCCCAUUAUUGUGCAAAAUAGAGCGAUUUUGGUAGUGCCGUAGAAUGACCUCCGAAAACCGAAAGUGGCCUGGGAAAACCAAUUUCGACGUCUUUCUCCUUAAAUAUUUAUCCAAUCGAAAUAAAACUUUCACAACAUUAAUACUUCAUAUAGGCCUACAUUCUGACAAAGUUUGAAGGAUUUUGAAUUUUCUCAUUUUACACGUCUUACCUGACUAUUACAGACAACCGCUCUUAAAAGCGUCCCAGCCACUGCUAGUGAUUGCAAUGGUUUUCAAAUCUUUCAAUUAAGCGUCAGCCUUCUAAGGGACCGGUCAUUAAAAUUACAAGGGACGGGGGGGAGCUGGUGAAAAAGAGGGGAGGUCAGAUAUUUUUCUGCAUGAAAGGAGGGGGGGGGACAUUUUUGUUCAAUAUGAAUACCUGCCCCGUGACCCCAUCAUAUCAUAUAAUGUACAGGUGAAAAAUAGAGAGCAGUACACCUGUGGUAAGCACAAUGCCAAAUAUUGAAAUCCAAGGUCAUAACAACAUUUAUUAAAAUUUAUUAAACUGAACAUAAAGUAGUAAGUGUACUUAUUUUUUACUCAUUGAGAUGGUUCAUUGCAUGUACAUUGCAUCGGAAUGGCCGUUGACUCGAUUAAUGGUAGAUAAUAUAUAAAGAUAUAUAGGAUAAUAUGAUUAAAGUGGCUUCACAUUGUAUAAGAACUUUAAAUUACGUAUGUCUCUUUUGUUAUUGCAUCCUCAAGUGGGGGGGGGGGGGGCAUAAUUUUAACAUCUAAGUUUUCAUUUCCAUCAGCCCCUCUCCUGUAAUUAAUGAUCGGUCCCUAAUAUGUGUGCUGGAAGAGCACUGAAGACGCCAGACGCAUGCUGGAAUUUGGAUGGUGCAUGGGAGGUUGGGGACUCAACGGGAUUUCUUGCACCAACACUGUACCAUAGAUAUCACAAAUUCUUAUCUUCUAAUUUGCUCAUAUGAUUAUGAUCGCUUCCAUGCCUAUUUUUUAACAGAAUAAGAAUAUAGACGACGAGUUGGAAAUAACGUUCUCUCCAGAUAUGGCCACACCUGUUUGUGAACGAACAACGUUUGACGUUGGAAGUACUGGCAUGAGCCUGUACAAACCUGGCGAGACGUCUUUUACUUCGACUAUUUCAGAAGAUAUAUCAACUACACUGUCUACACCAAGAGAGAAUCUCAAUGCGUUUCUAACCUCAAGAGAUGUUAGCCCCAUAAGGUAUACUUUAUCAGCACCAUUCGAAAACAAGUUGUUACUGCAUGCCUAGAGGAAAUCGUUCCUGGACAAUCAUCCACGCUACUUAAAGAAUUAGCAUGCGACAAGUUGGGCAGUGAUAAAAAUAUUGAUACUUUCUUAUUGGAUGCUUUCACGGAGUUUUAUAAUAACACGAGCCAUUGGAGCACGCGUAGACAGAUAUUGUCUAUAAUGGUUGAUAAGGUCACCUUCGAAGAACUGCAAAAAUGGAUACCAACCUUGACCAGAUAUCGUUUCAAUAUUGCAAAACAUCAUCUGUUGCUUCACGGUAGGGGCGCGGAACUCCCCCAUUUAAAGAAUACGAGAGUUUACAUUCAGCCGGAAAAAAUCGACCAUUUUGUUACUUUUGUUAAAAGCUCGCAUAUCAUACAAGACUUACCAUUUGGAGAAAAAACACUAAAACUGUCCACUCACAGAGAAAUAAAGAUUCCCAACGUUGUGCGCAAUGUUAUGCCAGAACAAUGUAUCCAACAGUACGAAGGAUAUUGCAAAGAGGUGAGCUUCCAACCGAUGAGCCGCAGUACAUUGCGCAGGGUUCUUAAAGUCUGUUCUGCUUCCGCACGUACGUCGUUGCAAGGCCUCGAUUAUAUAUCAGCAAUGGGUGGUCAGGCCUUUGAUGAUCUAGAGAACGUCGUUGACAUGCUUGGAGAUCGUUAUGGCAAGGGUUUGGCAUGGGCCAAACAAACAAACCAAAAACUCAAAGAUGCUAAACGUUACUUAAAAGGAGACUACAAGGUAUAAACAAGUGAAAGCUUAUUGGAUUUUUUGUAGAUUCGCGCAUGUAAGAAUCAUCCUAGAAUAGUUGAUUUUGUAUCUGAUUCAUAUAUUCUUUUUAGAUUCACAUUUCUAGCAAUUCUGAAGUUGCGGACCACUGCAGAACAUAUGCUCUCAGUUUUCCAAAUGAUAAAAAUUAUACCACCAGCUGUGAUCAUGAGCACAAGGGAAAGUGUGAUAGAUGCAGUAUAUUUCCUGAGACUCUAGCUGAUAUUUGCGCAUCUUUGGAAGAAGUAAAUUGCCCUCUUGAAGAGAAAGAAAACAUGGAGUACGUUACUACACAAGCAGCUCAACACAUUAGAUCCUGGAAAGCACAUAUUUUAAGAUCAAUUAAUCAGGACGCAGCACGACACGACAUUUUAAACGUCUUGGAUUCUCAUUCUGCACUUAUCGUUUUAGACUGGGCAAUGAAAUUCAUUCCUCGCAAAUACCGUGAAAGCCAAAGAGAUUGGUUUGCAAAACGGGGACUUCCUUGGCACAUAGCGGUAUUAACAAAGAAGAAUGAUGAUGGCGACCUCCAAGUUCUUACUUUUUUGGACUUGUUUAAGUCUAGUAGCCAGGAUAGUGGCGCUGUUGUUGCAAUCAUUCAUGACGUCUUAAGUCAGCUCUCAACCAUUGCACCAGAUGUGCAUACCGUAUAUCUGCGUCAAGAUAAUGCAGGGUGCUACCACUCUGCAUUAGCUCUGCUUUCUCUGCCAACGAUAGAGAGAUCAACUGGAAUUCAAAUCAGACGUAUCGAUUUUUCCGAUCCCCAAGGGGGAAGGGAGCGUGCGACCGAAAGGCAGUUCAUAUUAAAAAUCACAUGAAUAAAUACCUGAAUUCAGGGAACGAUAUCGAAAAACCCGAGCAAAUGAAGGCAGAAAUCGAGUCCUUUGAAGGCAUCCCAGGAGUGAAAGUAACAGUGUGCGCUCCACCACCUGGUGUCAAGGGAAUGGCAGGGGAAUGGGAUGGUGUGAGUCUCAUUAACAACACAGAGUAGCGCAAUCCUUCCUUUGACCAAUUUCUGUCGACCCCAACGGUACCAAAACUUAUCCAUAGCGAGGAAACCGAGGACACAGUAUCAUUCGUCGCAGUGAAAGCAAGACAACAACCAAAGAAAUCUCGCGAACAAAAUAAUACUGAUCCAAUGGAGGACGAAAGUAACGAUGAAAGAGUCGACACAUACAGCAAAUUAUUUCUCUGCCCUGAACAAGGCUGCAUUAAAUCAUUCCACAGGUACUCUUCUUUAGAAAGACAUUUGCAUUGUGACAACCAUACCUACGUACUAGAGCAUGAAACCCUUUAUGACAAGGCUAUGAAGCGAUAUGCAACAAAACUGGAAGAAGGAUCCAGUAAAAACCCGAUACCAACGGAGUCAGAGAGCGUCGAGUUGCCGGAGCCAGAUAUUGGCCCUGAACUUCAGAUGGGCUGGGCUUUGAGAACUUCCUCUAAAGGAAAGCGGUUUUCCGAUGUUCAGAAGAAGUACCUGGUUGACGUGUUUGAUGCUGGAGAGCAAACAGGGCGAAAAGCCGAUCCAGGUGAUGUGUCAACAGCAAUGAGAUCUACAAGAAACAGCGACGGCUCGCGACUUUUUAACAAGGGCGACUUUUUAACACCGCAGCAGAUUGCAAGUUUCUUCUCACGAUUGGCGAAAAAAAGAAGGGAAAAUACAGCGGGCGAUAAAGAUAAUGAAGAAAGGGGUGAUGGUGAUGACAAUGACUACGAGGAAGACGAUUUAAAUAAGAAAGAUUUCGAAAAGAGAAAAGGACAAGAAAUCGAAGAAUUAUCAGCUUCCUUGAUUGACGCAAUUGGCCUGAAGCAUCCAAUAAUGUUCGAUAGGCACAAUAUUUGUGAAUUAACAAGUCAAAGAAAACUUUCCAAAUUCUCUGUUUACAUGCUACAAGAAAUUUGUUCUUCAUUCGAACUUAAUAUUACUGACAGCACUGGCAAGCGCAAAUUCAAAAAACCGUACAUUGAUUUGCUAGAAAAACUGGUUCAAAGUUGCGGUUGCUGA
Messenger RNA from Paramuricea clavata, 10214 nucleotides. NCBI's taxonomy places the organism in Eukaryota, Metazoa, Cnidaria, Anthozoa, Malacalcyonacea, Plexauridae. The record is from the annotation of a GenBank genome assembly.